This is a messenger RNA of Fusarium coffeatum, 7104 nucleotides long. RefSeq lists its product as uncharacterized. Gene Ontology annotation, cellular component: cytoplasm. Gene Ontology annotation, molecular function: phosphopantetheine binding; catalytic activity. Bases 1 to 7104 code for a protein of 2367 amino acids. The transcript is spliced from 5 exons. NCBI's taxonomy places the organism in Eukaryota, Fungi, Ascomycota, Sordariomycetes, Hypocreales, Nectriaceae. The record is from RefSeq and is a predicted model, not a curated record. Gene Ontology annotation, biological process: secondary metabolite biosynthetic process; amino acid activation for nonribosomal peptide biosynthetic process.
AUGGCUCCUCCAGCAGUAUCAGCACUUUCUGUGCCACAGAUUGAUGUCCCGCCUAGAGCUCAGGCGCUCAAAACCCACUUGGAAACCGUCAGUGUCGACUGUCCAAGCCUGGGUAGCAAAGCCCUGGCUAAUUGGUUGAUGGAGGAAGGCAAGACCUUCUUCAGCCUUUGCCAAGCAGCAUGGGCCUUGACUCUUCGAAGCUAUACUGGCUCUGAGGAUCCCAAAUCAAUUGCUGUAUCUGCUUGGGAUGGGGAUCUUACGUACCAAGAACUCGACCGCCUUGCGACAGGUCUCGCCAUAUGGAUCCAACACCUUGGUAUCGUCGGCCCUGAAGUCUUCGUCCCUCUUGUUUUUGAAAAGUCCAGAUGGGCAGUUGUUGCUCAACUGGCUGUUCUGAAGGCUGGUGGUGCCUAUUUUUUCAUCAACCCGUCUCAUCCCUUGCAGUAUAGUCAGACUCUGAGCUCGCCAUUGCAUCCACUCGUGGCAGUGUGCUCAUCGGCGCAUAGUCAUAUUGCCAAGGAACUCGCUUGUCAAGCUAUUGUGAUUGGCGAUGGGGUCCGUGAACUGUUGGAGUCUAUACCUCUAGACAAUGAGCCAGGAUCGCCAACCGUCAGCGUCAGCACAUCGAAUGCUAUGUACGUCACGUUUACUUCGGGAACAACAGGUAAACCGAAGGGCAUCACUACGGAACACGCUGCAUUUUACUGCAUGGCUAUGGCCAAUGCCAAAGCCCUCAAGAUUGAUACUACGACAAAGAUGCUGCAGUUCGCGUCAUAUUCUUUCGAUGUCAGCAACCGCGAUACUCUUGUUACCCUGAUGUUUGGUGGCUGCGUCUGCAUUCCAUCUGAGGAUGAUCGAUUGAACGACCUCUCUGGGUUCAUGAAGCAGCAUCAGGUCACCCUUGCUAGCCUUACCCCCUCUAUGGCUAGUACUCUCAGUCCCUCUUCAUGUCCUACGCUACGAGGAUUGGUACUUGGAGGAGAGCCAAUGACGGAAAGCCACGUCCUGACAUGGGCAAAACACGUCAAGCUUUUCAAUGCUUAUGGAGUGAGUGAAAGCACUGGUAUCGCAGCACUAGCAUCAGAACUCAAACCAGGCUUCUCAGCAAGCAACAUCGGCUAUGGAUGUGGCUCCAAAUUAUGGGUUGUCGCUGUCGAUCAGCCCGACAAGUUAGCUCCCAUCGGUGCUCUGGGUGAACUAGUCAUCGAGGGCCCGUCUGUCUCUCGCGGUUACCUCGGCGAUCAGGACCGGACGGACAAAUAUUUCACUUCACAGCCAGCAUGGAAGAGAAGGAUUCAUGAGCAAUACGGCCAUCAUCAGUCUGGCAAGCCAACUUUCCGUACAGGCGACCUGGUGCGAUACAAUCUUGAUGGGUCAUUGCAGCUGGCAGGAAGGCGGGAUCAUCAAGUCAAAGUCAACGGACAAAGACUUGAACUCAGCGCACUCGAACACCACAUCUCAGCAUGUCCACAAGUAUCGAAAACAGGUUUCUCUUAUGUUAUUGCCGUUGCUGUCAAGGCAGGGAACAAUGGCUCCAACAAGCUUGUUGGCUUUCUGGGACGCGAUACGUCCAGGGAAACAUUCACCCCGUCUCAACUGUUACUGGAGCAGCUGGAGGGUAUCGAUGACUUGAAAUUAGACCUUCAAGGAUACCUGCUUAAUAACCUACCAGCAUAUAUGGUCCCGUCCAACUUUGUCCUCCUUCAGAAUAUGCCACUCACAACUUCCAACAAACUCGAUCGACUUCUCCUACAGGAUACGGCGGCUCAAGCCCUAUCCGUCAUUCAGACUCGUUUCAUCAAUCAAGACUUGGCUGCUGGAGAAAGGCCUUCUACUACCAAUGAGAAGGUCCUUGCCAGGACUUGGGGACGAAUUCUGGGCAUCAAUGACUCGACAAUCUCUCGCAAUGACUGCUUUUUCCGAAAAGGCGGUGACUCAAUGGCCACUAUUUUACUCGCUGCCACCCUCCGACAAGAGGGCUUCAGUGUUCCGGUAUCUGAUAUCUUCAAGACAUCCGUCUUAUCAGAGAUGGCGCUAGUCAUGGUUGAAAUAACCCUGAGCUCUACUUUGGAGACACUAGCCCCGCUUUCACUGCUUGUCAAUUCGGAGAAAACUAUUGAUUCUAUUGCAAGGGCAACUGGUCUUUUAAUUGACGAGAUCGAGGAUGUAUACCCUUGUACGCACAUGCAGCAAGGAUUAAUAGCAUUGACUGCGCAAGACCCGCAGGCGUACAUUGGUAGUUACAUCUGGAACCUCGUUCCGGGACUGGAUGUCAGCAAGGUAACAUCUGCUUUGGAAGAAGUUUGGUAUCAUAACCCCAUUCUUCGAACCCGGGUGGUGCAAACAACAGAAGGCCUCUACCAGGUCGUUAUAAAAGCUGGACUGCCGUUGGAGCUUGUCUCCUCGGUCACAGGUUUCUCAGCCAUUAUUGACAUCAAUCAUGGUCCUCUAGCCAGAUUCUAUCUGAACGACGAGUCGUUCCGUCUGGAUAUCCACCACUCCUUGUUUGAUGAAUGGUCUCUGGCCCUGACUCUGUCUCAAGUGGAGCGUUCGUAUAAAGGAGGAGCACUCGACAUGAAGCCAUUCAACCCCUUCGUUCGUCAUCUACUCCAUCAGGACACUGCGAUGACUGAGUCAUUCUGGCGACAACUGUUCUCUGGCUUUGAGGCUAAUCGUUUCCCUGUCACAGCCUCGAAGUCUGUAAACACUGCUAAAACCGUUGUGCUCCAACACGAGGUCCUUCUUGAUGAAGGCAGGUCCACCAAGUAUACACUUGCUACCAUCGUCCGCCUUGCGUGGGCGAUUGUCCUGUGGCGCCAGACAGGCUCUGAUGAUGUUGUUUUUGGUGCCACCGUGAGCGGUCGUAAUGCCAAUCUUGACGGCAUCGAUCAGAUCAGUGGGCCUACAGUGGCCACUUUACCUGUUCGCAUAAAAUUGCAAAUUGAGACAUCUGUCAACAGGAGUCUUGCACAGGUCCAGAGUGAGUUCAUUGAGAUGAUUCCAUACGAGCAGACUGGGUUGUCACGAAUCCGACAGUUUGGAGAGCAAGCUGCCGAAGCGUGUAACUUCCAGAAUCUACUCAUUGUGCAGCCACAAGAGCAGAAGAAGGAUUCUUCAUUAUUCCAGUCCUCAACGUAUGACAAUGCCAAAGCAUUUGCGAGCUAUCCCCUCGCCUUGACUUGCCGGCCAGAAAAGGGCCGAGUGAAAUUUACAGCGGCAUUUGACUCUGACUUAAUUACUCAGGAGGCUGGAGAGAGUCUUCUCAGGCAGUUAGCCCAUGUUAUGCGACAGAUCACAGCGUUAGGGUCUAUUGCCGUCAAGGACAUCAGUACGGCACCUCUACAAGAUAUAGAAACGCUACGAGAUUGGAAUGGUGUUCUUCCCACAUCUGAUAGUACUUGCAUUCACGACAGAAUCCGGCAGCUAUCUACGACCCAACCGAACGCACUUGCAGUCCACUCCAAGGAUCUGGACUUGAAAUACCAACAAGUGGAGAACUAUUCCAAUCACUUUGCUCUCCAUCUCACCUCCAAAGGCGUCAAGCCAGGGGACUUUGUGCCAUUCUUAGCAGAGAGAUCACCUUGGGUGCCAGUGGUUAUGUUGGCAAUUCUCAAGACAGGUGCAGCUUUUGUCCUUCUCGACCUUUUGCAUCCCAUCAAGAGACUACGAACCAUGUGUUCUAUGGCCGACGCUAAGAUUCUUGUUACUUUCGACCAGACUAGGCAUAUCGGCGAGAACCUUUCACUUCCCCUCUCGAUCUUUGACCCCAGGGGAUAUAUAGAAGGAUACAACAGAGGAUCUAAGCUUUCCUUGCCAACUGUCUCUCUGGAAUUAGACUCUCCCGCCUGCGUUGUCUUCAGCUCUGGAAGUACGGGUAUCCCCAAGGGCAUUGUGCUUUCUCACGGUGCCAUUACUACAAGCGCGACCGUCAUGCGACAGCAUGGCAAUCUCACUCAAAACAGCCGCGUUUUCCAUUUUGCCUCAUUCGCGUUCGACAUCAGCAUUGGCGAGAUCCUGUUUACACUUGCUGCUGGAGCCUGUCUCUGCGUACCGAGAGAAGGAGAACGACAAGGGAGCCCAGCAAAGGCAGCAGGAGAUCUCAAAGCGACUUGGGCGCUCUUAACUCCGUCAGUCAUCAACCUCUUUGAUCCAUCAGAUGUGCCGACCAUAGAGACUUUGGGCUCAUGUGGUGAGCCUCUUACUUCACAGAUCGUGGAUAUCUGGGCGCACAGAGUGAAACUCUUCGCCAUGUAUGCACCUGCAGAAUGUACAGUCAUUUCUCACAUUGGUCGCAUUUUACCUGAUAGCCAAGCGUCUGAUAUUGGUCGCAGCUUUAGAGCUGCAUCUUGGGUAGUCAACCCUACAGACCACGAUAGGCUCGUCCCGAUCGGUACAAUCGGAGAACUAGUCGUUGAAGGACCUAUCGUCUCAACGGGAUACCUCAAGGACCGGAAAAGGACAGAUCAGGUCUUUAUCAGUAACCCCUCCUGGCUCUCAGAGAUUCGUUCGAGCUGUGGAAGGAUGUACAAGACGGGGGAUCUUGUCAGGCAGACAUCUGAUGGUCACCUCCAGUUCAUUGGUAGAAAGGAUGACCAAGUGAAGCUUCACGGUCAGAGACUUGAGGUCGGUGAGGUUGAACAUUGCUUGACCUCUGUUUGCAAGAACAUUAAGGCCGCAGCAGUUGAAUGUGUCAAGAUCCCGGGUCAGAAACAUCGCUCUGCAUUAGUAGCCUUCCUGGCUUCCCAUAGAAGACAGGAUUGGGAACAGACUUCAUGCGACAAAGCAUCUAUUGCUGGAGGGCUCGAGCUAAUUGUUUCACCAAACCAGCAAUUCUACUUCACCAUUGAGAUGCUAAACAAUUCUUUACGCGAACUCCUGCCAUCUUUUAUGGUCCCAUCUUACUUUAUUCCCCUCAUUGACGUCCCUCUUAGCCUGUCAGGGAAGGUCAAUCGACGUCUCCUUCGCGACAACUUUGCAAGAAACAUAUCGAAGAUUCUCGACCGAUACCGAUUGAGGACCAGCGCCACAGGCACGGAAGACGUCCCCAGAACUGCACAUGAUCGGGAAGUUCAAGAAGUUGUUGCGAAAGCUCUCAGUUUAAAUACCGAAUCGGUCUCAAUGAACAGCAACUUCUUCAAUCUAGGAGGUGACUCAAUAUCAGCAAUGGCGGCAUCCACACUUGCCAAACGUCGCGGUAUUGAUCUGACAGUUGCCACUAUAUUUUCACAUCAGGUCUUGUCUAAAAUUGCCUUGGCUUGCGCCCCAGUAACUCAAGGGGUAUCAAACACUCUGGAUCACGAUUCUGAAAGCAAGAAGCAGCUAAGAAGCGGUUCCACCAGCGGCCGAAUUCCUCUCGAUGAACUCCCAAGCCACAUACCACAAGAGGUAGUGGGCAAUGUCAUCGAGGCCAGCCCUGCGACCGAGUUCCAGGUGAUGACACUUUACAACUUCUACAGUCGCUACCUAUGGAUCUCGCUGCCUGAGGGAGUCGAUCAAGAUCGUCUGGAGGCUGCUUGCCACGCCCUUGUUCAGAAGCAUUCCAUCUUGCGCACGGCCUUCUGUACAAGUGGAGACAAGUCCAUCAUCCAGUUGACUAUGCGAGAAAUGCCAGUCAGGUUGUUGCGUUACUCAGAGGUUGAAAACCUGGAGAAGCACUGUGCACAUGACUCCCUCGCUAUGGAUGUACCUGUUGACGGUAAGCCUGGGUUGCAGAUUCAGCUCUUGAAGUUGAGAGACUCCAGGCUGUUCCUAGCACUGAGAAUGCCUCAUGCCUUAUUUGAUGGGAUGUCUUUGAAUACCAUCUGCGAGGAUCUGAGUUCUGCAUAUACCGGACAAGAGAUGUCGCCGUGUGCUCAGUUUUCAGACCACACAAGACAUAUCUGGGAGAAGAGAACCCCCGAGACCUAUCAAGUAUGGAGAGAUGUGCUAGAGGAUACUGCAGUUACUGUCAUGAGUAGAGACCUCCUUCCUUUGUCGGCGAGAGACACUUUAGUAAGCGACAGGGAAAAGCCUCAAGGAGUGACUGCAACGUUGGAGACUGGACCAACCUCCCCACCUCCGACUUCAACCAUGGCAACAUUGGUGAAACUAGCAUGGGCUAUCACACUAUCCAAACUCUUCGCACCUGACAGCAGCGAAGGUAGACUUGGUGAUGUUGUUUUUGGCCAGGUCGUUCAUGGCCGCGGCCUUGGAAUAUUGCAUGAAGAUCGCAUCGUCGGUCCAUGCCUUAACAUCAUCCCGGUACGAGUGCACUUCCCUCGGUCGCCCAACAGAGAAGCUUUACUCUCUCAAGUCCAACAGCAGCAUAUCCAGACGAUGCCGGUACAAAAUCUUGGACUUGGAGAUAUCACUCGCAACUGUACUUCCUGGGAUUCUGGGACCAAGUUUGGUAGCUUUAAGUUUCGUGUCGCCAUCCUCCAGAACUUCAUACUUGAGGAGACUGGUGGUAAACCUAUGAUAGACAGAAUUAUACAACUCGUCCGCCAGUCGAAGCCUGAUGCCGGAAUUACUGUUUACGCUGCAAUCCAAGGCGAUGGACUCCCAGACAUGGAAAGUCAGGACUUAAUCAUCUUGACCGGAGGCCCUUUCAACCUUUUGGAGAACGACAGGCCCAAAUGGGUGGGCGAAACACUGAGGUACAUCAAGACAGCUACAACGAACCGAUCAAGCCCUAAGAUCUUGGGGAUUUGCUGGGGCCAGCAGGCGAUUGCUUUAGCGCUGGGAGGUGCCCUGGACAAGUCACCUAGGGGGCAAUGUGCUGGCGUCGAAAAAAUCCCAAUAUUACCACAAGGAACCGCGUUGUUCAAGACUAAUUCACUGAAUAUCCAUAAGAACCAUGAAAUUGUAGUAACCGAUAUUGGGCCCCACCUCUCUCCCUUGGCUCACAAUCAUGAGAUCUUGAUGUCAAAAACUGGUCAGGUCCUUACCUUCCAGGGGCACCCAGAAAUGGAUUUUUCAUUGUCUAAGAUGUUUCUGACUCUGGAAAGCUCAGCCAGGUUAAGCAGAAACCUGGACCAUGGUCUCAAGUCUAUUGACUCGCCUCACGACGGUGAAUUUAUUUUCAAAAAGGUUAUGCAAUGGGCUUCUGGAGACUUGAACCUGUAG